Aspergillus homomorphus CBS 101889 is the source of this 693-nucleotide messenger RNA. Its product is annotated as EthD domain-containing protein. Lineage: Eukaryota; Fungi; Ascomycota; Eurotiomycetes; Eurotiales; Aspergillaceae. The record is from RefSeq and is a predicted model, not a curated record. Bases 75 to 479 code for a protein of 134 amino acids. The transcript has a single exon. Gene Ontology annotation, molecular function: oxidoreductase activity.
CCUCACAAAGUUUCCACCCUUACCUUACCCCUUCCGAACCAGCUCCAAGACAUCUACAACCCUCCAAAUCCACAAUGCCAUUGACACUGAUCGUUUUCCUUCAACGGAAGUCCGGCACCACCCCGGAGUUCUUCAAAGACUACUACGAGAACCAACAUAUCCCCCUCGCCAAGGAGAUAGCGCGCAGUUCAUUCCCCACUCAUCACCGACGCCACUAUCUCGUCCGCCACCCCCGCAAUCCCACGUCAACGGAUCCCUCCAACGCCAACUACGUCCCCAAUGUGUUCGCAGGCGAAGCGGAAGAUUUCACCUGGGAUGUGUACGUCGAAAUGAUCUUCGAAGACAUGCAGCACUUGCAAGCUUUCCGAGCCGCCCUGGACGCGCAGAGACAACGUCUUGCAGAUGAUGAGAAGAACUUCAUGGACCGUAGCAAGGUUUAUCUGGCUGAGAUUGAGGGCCCGUUUGGUACUGGCCUAUGAAAAUUGUAUGCAUCGUGGUGGUAAUGAGGAUGGGAGAGAUACCAGCCAGAUUGAGUAUCGAUGGGAUUCAGGUUUUAUAUGUCCUAUACUAGGUUAGUAUGCCUUUUUUUUGUUUUUUUGUGGAGCACCACGAACAGUUUGAUCUUUCGCACCAUUUUGUUCUAGACCCAGAUAUCGUUGGCGAGUGGCUUCAUGGUCGUGAUGUAAUGAGGGC